Messenger RNA from Salvelinus sp. IW2-2015, 1117 nucleotides. RefSeq names its product pleckstrin homology-like domain family A member 1. Lineage: Eukaryota; Metazoa; Chordata; Actinopteri; Salmoniformes; Salmonidae. The record is from RefSeq and is a predicted model, not a curated record.
AAACUACCGUGAACAGCAAGUGUGUUGUGUUUCCGUGUACGUCCCCGUGGCUGCCCAUUUAACUAAAACACGGAACAAGGAAACAAACACCUGCAGUUGCGCAUCUUUCACUGGCUCUCAUACCACUCGUUUUCCUCUGACAACAAUACGUCCCAGAGUUCACAAAUACAAACUGAUCUCAUCAUAGGACAAUGUCUGAGGGUAAAACAGUCACUUUCAAGGAUGUGGAGCUGGAGCCCCCAGAACUAGGACCAGAGACCCAGUCCUCCUCUCAUCUGGACACGACACAGACCUCACCUCAGCCCCAGAGUCAACCUGACCCCCAGAGCAACCAGACGCCCCAGAGUCAACCUGACCCCCAGAGCAACCAGACGCCCCAGAGUCAACCUGACCCCCAGAGCAACCAGCUGCCCCAGAGCAACCAGCCGCACCAGAGCCCCCAGUCCCAGAGCCCCCAGUCCCAGAGCCCCCAGUCCCAGAGCCCCCAGGUCCCGGAGAGUGGUCAUCCCGAGGUAGAGACAGAGGAGAGAGGGUCUGCUGCCCCUACACCUGAUACUGGAGCUGGAGCUAGGGAUGGAGCUGGACCCGGGGCCAAGGGGAACCGUUGGACUUCUGCACUAAAUCAGUUCAAACUCAAGAGGUUCUUUGUUUUGCAGCCUGGGACCCUGGACCAAGCCCUGGAAGACAUCAAGGCUCUGAUCAAUCAGGAGGACGGAGCUGUCCACGGUGUCUGGCUCAUGCUGAACUCAGAGGUUGCUGACGAUGAAGAGGGGGUGUGGGAGACAGAGGGGGUGUGGGAGCACAGAGGGGUGUGGGAGACGGGGGUGUGGGAGACAGAGGGGGUGUGGGAGACAGGAGGGGUGUGGAUGACAGAGCGGGGAGAGGGGGUGUGGGAGACGAGGGGGUGUGGAGACAGAGGACACACCACAGGACACUUCCCAGGCUCCGAUGAUCAGCUGGAACUAGACACGGACACUCUGAUCACAGACACCUCCCUGCUGGUCUGUAAGUACGACUUCGUCAUGCUCAACAUUGAGCAGAUACAGAAAAUCCCUCUCAACUUCAUAGACCGCAUCUCCCAUGGCAACUUCAGCUUCCCUCAGCGGUCUCUCCUCAC